GAAGUAGCUCUCCGCCCUGCUGGUGGGCCAUGGAGGCGGUGGCACAGUAGUGCUUGAGGUGUGAGGUUUGCGGGGCGGUGGCCAUGGAGGCCGUACUGAACGAGCUGGUUUCUGUGGACGACCUGCUGAAGUUUGAAAAGAAAUUUCAGUCUGAGAAAGCAGCAGGCUCCGUGUCCAAGAGCACGCAGUUUGAGUAUGCCUGGUGCCUGGUGCGAAGCAAGUACAACGAUGACAUCCGUAAAGGCAUUGCACUGCUGGAGGAGCUGCUGCCCAAAGGGAGCAAAGAGGAGCAGCGAGAUUAUGUCUUCUACCUGGCUGUGGGGAACUACCGGCUUAAGGAAUAUGAAAAGGCCCUAAAGUAUGUGCGAGGGCUGCUGCAGACAGAGCCCCAGAACAACCAGGCCAAGGAACUGGAACGGCUCAUUGAUAAGGCCAUGAAGAAAGAUGGACUAGUGGGCAUGGCCAUUGUUGGAGGCAUGGCCCUGGGUGUAGCAGGACUGGCUGGACUCAUCGGAUUUGCUGUGUCCAAGUCCAAAUCCUGAAUGGGACUGCACCUCCGCCUCUGCCCAGGGAUCCGUGGGAGCCCGUGGAGGACACUUGAAGAGGGGCCCAUCCAUUCUCGCUGUCCCUUUCUUCUCCUGCACCCGUCGCUGUCCUCUGUGGCCUUCAACCUCCUCUCCCCUGAGACCUGUCCUUUAGCCCCAAAUCAUGUGCUUUGGGAUGAGUGUAAAUAAAGUUGGGCCUUGGCUUGGGAA
Molecule: messenger RNA, 755 nt
Organism: Diceros bicornis minor
Lineage: Eukaryota; Metazoa; Chordata; Mammalia; Perissodactyla; Rhinocerotidae
Gene: FIS1
Product: fission, mitochondrial 1
Exons: 5
Coding region: 84-542 (152 amino acids)
Biological process (GO): autophagy of mitochondrion; mitochondrial fission; peroxisome fission
Cellular component (GO): peroxisomal membrane; mitochondrial outer membrane
Molecular function (GO): protein binding
Source: RefSeq, a predicted model, not a curated record